Vanrija pseudolonga is the source of this 1368-nucleotide messenger RNA. Its product is annotated as Pantothenate transporter liz1. Bases 1 to 1368 code for a protein of 455 amino acids. Lineage: Eukaryota; Fungi; Basidiomycota; Tremellomycetes; Trichosporonales; Trichosporonaceae. The record is from RefSeq and is a predicted model, not a curated record. Gene Ontology annotation, cellular component: membrane. Gene Ontology annotation, biological process: transmembrane transport. The transcript has 5 exons. Gene Ontology annotation, molecular function: transmembrane transporter activity.
AUGGCCACAAAAACACUCGCAUACCAGCCCGGCCAUGAGACCGCGUCUGACGGCGACGUCGAAAGCGUCAGCAAGCCCGUCGACCUUCACGAGGCGAUCAAGCCGACCUGGAAGGGCCGAAUCUGGGACACAUUCGACCUCCCCAGGGAUGAGCGCCGGCUGCUCUUCAAGGUCGACGCGCUGAUCCUCACCUUUGCUUCGCUGGGCUACUUCUUGAAGAAUCUUGACCAAUCGAACAUCAACAAUGCCUUUCUCUCAGGCAUGCAAGAAGAUCUGGGGAUGUACGGUAACGAGCUCGUCACGGCGGUGUCGAUCUGGACCGUGGGCUAUGUGAUCGGCCAGAUUCCCUCCAACCUGCUGCUCACGCGAGUAUCGCCGCGGUACGUCAUCCCCGCCCUGGAGUUUGGCUGGGGUAUCGCCACGCUGGGCUCGUAUGGCGUCAAGUCAUACAAAGCUCUGUAUGCCCUCCGCUUCUUGGUGGGCCUGUUCGAGUCGGGCUUCUACCCGGGCAUCCACUACCUCCUCGGCGGCUGGUACACGCCGCGCGAGAUCGGCAAGCGUGCCAUGAUCUUCUGGCUGGCCGGCUCCCUCGGCUCCAUGUUCUCGGGCUUCCUCCAGGCCGCAGCGUACACGAACCUCAGCGGCGUACACGGUCUCGCGGGUUGGCGUUGGCUCUUCAUCAUCGACGCGAUCAUCACGCUGCCCAUCGCGCUGUUCGGCUUCUUCUUCCUACCUGGUCUUCCGCUCCAGGACAAGAAGGAGUGGUGGCUCACAGAGGAGGAGAACGAACUUGCCAUUGCUCGUCUCAAGCGCAUCGGACGUGCGGGUCGUCGGCCUUGGACCAGGGCUAGGAUUAAGGAGCUGUUCUCGACUUGGCACAUCUACAUCCUGCCCCUCCAGUAUGUCAUCUGGAACAACGGUGGUAUCCAGCAGCCCAUGGGAUACUACCUCAAGAGCUUCAACAAGAAGCCUGCGCCAGUCCCUGGUCGUCACUAUACUGUGCCCCAGAUCAACAACUUGCCCCUCGUUGCGACUGGUAUCUUCAUUGUCGUGUCGCUGUUCUAUGCCUGGCUGUCUGAUGGACCGCUAAAGGGACGCCGUUGGCCGUUCAUGUACAUCGGCGCGUUCUUCUUGCUCGGCAUCGCCAUCCCGCUUCGCAUCAUCCCACUCUACGAGAACAUUGAAGCCCACUUUGCCCUUUACUGGCUCACCUCGGCGGCGUCGGGUGCUGGCCCGCUUAUCCUGGCGUGGAUCAAUGAAAUUAACCAGCACGAUACCGAGAAGCGCGCUCUGCUCGUGGCGAUGGGCAACGACCUGGCAUAUGUUGUCCAGGCGGUGGGUCCCAACUUCUACUGGAAGACGACGUGA